Messenger RNA from Eutrema salsugineum, 648 nucleotides. RefSeq names its product glycine-rich cell wall structural protein 1-like. The transcript has 2 exons. Bases 1 to 648 code for a protein of 215 amino acids. NCBI's taxonomy places the organism in Eukaryota, Viridiplantae, Streptophyta, Magnoliopsida, Brassicales, Brassicaceae. The record is from RefSeq and is a predicted model, not a curated record.
AUGGGGAAGUUUGUGAGAAGGGGCUGGGUAGUUGCUUGUGUGAUGGUGUUCUUGAUCUCGACUCAAGUGUUGGGACAAUUAUCUGAUACAGGUGAUCAUGUCAAUGCCAAAAGCCGACAUCACAAAAGUAAAAGAGGCGAUGCUGGUGCUGGUGCUGGUGGGGGUGGAGGUGGAUGUGUUAGAAGCAGUAUUGGAGCAGGGGGUGGUGCUAGCGGUGGCAUUGGAGUCGGAGGUGGUAUUGGCGGAGGAGGAGGUAUAGGCGGUGGUGGUAGUGCCGGCGGAGGUGCAGGUGGUGGUAUUGGAGCCGGAGGUGGAGCUGGUGGUGGUGGUGGUGGAGGUGGAAGUGGCAGUGCUGGUGGCGCUGGAGGUGGUGCCGGUGGUGCUGUCGGAGGUGGAGGUGGAGGUGGUCUUGGCGGUGGUGUUGGAGGAGGUGGAGGUGGAGGACUUGGUGGUGGUGUAGGAGGAGGUGGAGGUGGAGGACUUGGUGGUGUUAUUGGUGGUGGAGGACUUGGUGGUGGUCUAGGAGGUGGUGGAGGAGUCGGCGGUGGUGUAGGAGGAGGAGCAAAUGUUGGCGUAGGAGUUGGAGCCGGAGGUGGUGCAGGAGGAGGAGCUGGUGGUGGCGGUGGCGUUGGUAACCGACGACACUAA